UUCCGUGCAUCACUUCCCAGCGCAUGCGUGGUUGCCGCCGGCCGCUGUUUCGCCCGGGUGGUUUUUAUCCGGCGCCAGGAGGGGAGCCCUCGAAGGGCCUUUUUUUUGUCGUCUUCUCCUCUCUCCGCCGUUUGGGACCACCAUGGUGCUGGACUUGGACCUCUUCCGCGCCGACAAGGGCGGCAACCCGGAGCUGGUGCGAGAGACGCAGCUCAAGCGCUUCAAGGACCCCAGGCUGGUGGACGCGCUGGUGGCCGCCGACGGGGCCUGGCGGAGAUGCCGAUUCCGUGCAGAUAACCUGAACAAAUUGAAGAAUUUGUGCAGCAAAACUAUAGGCGAGAAAAUGAAGAAAAAAGAGCUAGUGGGCAAUGAUGAUUCCAUACCAGAAAUUGCACAAAAUCUUGAUGAACUCACAGGAGACAUCUUAGCAAGUCUUCAGGUAAGCCAAAUAAAGAAAGUCCGUCUUCUGAUUGAUGAAGCAAUAGUUAAGUGUGAUGAAGAACGGUUGAAACUAGAGGCAGAAAGAUUUGAGAACCUAAGAGAAAUUGGAAAUCUCCUUCAUCCUUCUGUACCAAUAAGCAAUGAUGAGGAUGCAGAUAAUAAAGUGGAGAGGUUAUGGGGAGACUGUACGGUGAGGAAGAAGUAUUCUCACGUAGACUUGGUUGUCAUGGUGGACGGAUAUGAAGGAGAAAAAGGAGCAAUUGUAGCUGGAAGCAGGGGUUACUUUCUUAAGGGUCCCCUGGUUUUUCUAGAGCAAGCUCUUAUACAGUAUGCCUUGCAGACACUACUCAGCAAAGGAUACACCCCUGUUUAUACCCCCUUCUUCAUGAGGAAAGAAGUGAUGCAAGAAGUGGCCCAGCUAAGUCAGUUUGAUGAAGAGCUCUAUAAGGUGCUUGGCAAAGGCAGUGAGAAGACUGAUGACAACACAGUUGAUGAGAAAUAUCUGAUUGCUACAUCUGAACAGCCAAUUGCAGCUUUGCACAGAGACGAGUGGUUGAAGCCAGAAGAUCUGCCCAUCAAAUAUGCUGGUCUGUCUACGUGCUUCCGCCAGGAAGUUGGUUCACAUGGCCGGGACACCAGAGGCAUUUUCAGGGUGCACCAGUUUGAAAAGAUCGAGCAGUUUGUCUAUGCAUCACCUCAUGAUAACAAGUCUUGGGAGAUGUUUGAUGAGAUGAUUGCAGUUGCUGAAGAAUUCUAUCAGUCUCUGGGGAUCCCUUACCACAUUGUGAAUAUUGUCUCAGGCUCCUUGAACCAUGCUGCCAGUAAAAAGUUGGAUCUGGAGGCCUGGUUUCCAGGUUCAGGAGCUUUCCGUGAACUUGUUUCUUGCUCAAAUUGCACUGACUAUCAGGCACGCCGGCUACGGAUCCGCUAUGGGCAAACCAAGAAGAUGAUGGACAAAGUGGAAUUUGUACACAUGCUUAAUGCCACCAUGUGUGCAACAACACGGUCAAUAUGUGCCAUCCUGGAGAACUAUCAGACAGAGGAAGGAAUCAUGAUACCAGAGAAAUUAAAGGCGUUCAUGCCACCAGGACUAAAAGAAAUGAUAAAAUUUGUAAAACCUGCUCCCAUCGAUCAAGAACUUUCCAAGAAGCAAAAGAAACAGCAUGAGGGAGGCAAAAAGAAAUCAGCUGCUGGAGAGUGUGCUCUAGAAGGAAAGAUGCAGAGCAUGGAUGUGAACAGUGCCUAGACAUUCUGUGGAGAGUUCACCCUUAGGCACAUACAGCAAGGGUCUAACUGUCCUUAGACUCUAUCUAGUGUAUGAAUUGCUGAUUUGCCCCGUCCCUCCUCUUGCCAUGGGCAAGUUACUUUUUCCAACUCACCUCCCAUUCUCUGUACCACAGGAGGAUGGUACUUGUCAUGGUGGCCCUGAGGAUCUGAUGGUGUUUGUCUGCAGUUUGAACAUGGAAAGCACUGCAGGUGCUACUUCUUCAGCAGUUCCAUGUUUUAAUUUAUGUUAAUCAUGUGUGCAAAUAUUUUCUGUCCAUGUCCUUUCCUGCAAAUCCAAGCAGAGGGAACAAAUUGCAGUGUACAUCUUCAUUUGCUGAAAACCUCUACAUAGCAGAAGCAAGAGUCUAAAGCAAAGAUCAAAAGGGAAGAUAAAUAUAUCUGUAAUAUUAUUUUCAAGACAGUCCUAGCAUAAUCAUAGGACUUUUCCUGAUUUGGUGGGACGCAUGGAAUAAAGCAAAUAGUGAAAAAACUUGA
Messenger RNA from Pogona vitticeps (central bearded dragon), 2202 nucleotides. It is a transcript of the gene SARS1, whose product is annotated as seryl-tRNA synthetase 1. Gene Ontology annotation, biological process: seryl-tRNA aminoacylation. Gene Ontology annotation, molecular function: serine-tRNA ligase activity; ATP binding. Lineage: Eukaryota; Metazoa; Chordata; Lepidosauria; Squamata; Agamidae. The record is from RefSeq and is a predicted model, not a curated record.